AUGUUCGCGACGCUGAAGUUUGCGGCGUUGUUGCUCGCGCUUGUUGUCUGCCGGGCAGCGCAAGAUUAUGAUUAUAAUGACGCUGAAAUGGACGAGGAGCCUACUGAUUCUCAGUAUGGAUCUCUUUGGCCGUUGCCUCAGAAAGUCCAAAUAUCCACGGUAGUAUUCAAACUCAGCGGUGCUAACUUCCAUAUAAUCGACGCUAAAGAAUCGUCUUCUGGUGCAAGCUGCAUACUUCUUCAAAAUGCAUAUAGAAGGUAAGACGGCUGAGUCAUGUGAAUAAUAGGCAUCAGCAUGCUUUCAUGAUUUGUUUGUUUUGCUUGAACUCCUUUUAAAGUGGCAAUAUACGGUUGCUACAGCAACUGUUUUACUUUUAAAUGAAUGUACCCAUUGAUUCUUGAAGAAUAUAACUUAUAAUUGCCUCAUGAGUUUAUGAAUUUGAGUGGUUACAUUUCUCCAGCCCCAACCCAAAGCUGUUUACCCCAAAAUGUGGUGCUUAUUGUUGUUUGAACUGCAGAUGACCAUUUUAAUAAUUAACGUUUGCUUUAAAUGCCGGUAGUCACGUUUGAUUUAAUUAGGCCUACAGAUGUAUCAAUCUGAAAGUUUUUCAGAAGUACGAGAAAUUAAUGUAUAAAUAAAAAUGACUUGCCACUGAAGUAUAUUAUGGAUAGAAAUUCCCCUUACAUUCCUUCUCUUCCUGGGGUUCUAGACCAAUCGUCACAUAAACAACAUCAAAUCAAAUGUAUUGGUCACAUACACAUGGUUAGCAGAUGUUAUUACGAAUGUAGCGAAAUGCUUGUGCUUCUAGUUCCGACAGUGCAGUAAUAUCUAGCAAGUAAUAUCUACAGUUCCACAAGAAAUAUCUAAUACACAUGACAUACACUGGUUUUGUUCCUCCUAACUUCUCCUUCAGGUAUGAUGAGUACAUCUUUACCAGUUCCAGAAAGCAAGGGCAAAACAAGAGCAAGAAGGCAUUGGCCUCUGACAUAUCUGAAUUACAGGUGUGGAUCACGUCAGCUGACUCGGAGUGUGACAGCUACCCCAGUGUGACAUCUGACGAAUCAUGUGAGUGCCCAGGCAUGGUGUUUGUCUUCCAUUUACAUUUACAUUUUAGUCAUUUAGCAGACGCUCUUAUCCAGAGCGACUUACAGUUAGUGAGUGCACACAUUAUUUUAUAUACUGGCCCCCCGUGGGAAUCAAACCCACAACCCUGGCGUUGCAAACGCCAUGCUCUACCAACUGAGGUACAUCCCUGCCGGCCAUUCCCUCCCCUACCCUGGACGACGCUGGGCCAAUUGUGCGCCGCCCUGGAUUCGAACCAGGAUCUCUAGUGGCACAGCUAGCACUGCGAUGCAGUUCCUUAGACCACUGCACCACUCGGGAGGCCAUUUCCAUUUUAGUCAUUUAGCAGACACUCUUAUCCAGAGCGACUUACAAUUAUAAUGCAUUCAUCUUAUGGUAGCUAGGAGAGACAACUACAUAUUUCAGUCAUAAUAUGUACAUUUUACCCCAAUAAAACCGCUAUCAGCAAAGUCAGUGCUAGUAAGAAAAGACAAGUGCGAGUGCUGGUGUUCUAAGACAGGGUCCGUAUGCACAAAGACUUUGAGUGUGCUCAUACAGGAUCUGAUUUCUAAAGCAUAUGGUCAGGGGGGACCUAAUCCUAGAUCAGCACUUCUGAGUCUCUGUGACUACGGACCCAUGUUUUCAAGUUUUGGACUGAAGCAGGAUACAUGCAAAUGGCAGAGACUUCAGUAGUAUAAUGGAGGGGCCUCCCCAGAGGGAUUGAGGAUCGGGGUCUCAUCAUCCCACACCAGUGUUUAGGGGAGUAUUAUCCUGUAGUACGGCUUAAGUCUGCCAGUAUAUUAUACGUCAGUAGUCGACCGAGAGGGAGACCCAUUGGAUGAGAUGGUCAGAAGGGAGGGACCUCUGACCUUCUCAUCCAAUGGGUUUUGAGAAGGAGUUGAGGAGAGCAGACGCGAGGAAUCAAGGAAAUGCAAUUGAGAUUAUCCUACGGAGGGAUUACCUGGAUUGUCUUGGGAGAUAAUGGGUUUAUUCUAUGUUCAGAUCUUUGUUGUAAAGACCCUUAGCUACUUUUUCAUGAAUGCACACCAGUAGUACACAUGCAAGUUUGGUCAUAGACGAGUUUCAAGGCCCCAAACUAAUAGAGAAGUGAAUGUAUUUACUCACACAUCAAAGAAGAAACAUUCACUUACCUGGAUGGAUGACAAAUGCAUGUCUUUGAAUCAAUAGGCAUUAUCAGAUGUUUAAAAAAAUUAAUAAAAACAUAGGACUUACUGUGUUCUCUCUGCCUUUCCACAGACGAACUGUCAGUGGACUCUCCUGUUGCUGUGCUGAAAGCACCUAAGGUGUGGGGAGCUCUAAGAGGUAGGGUCCUUCGCUUUUAUUCACACACACACACACACACACAGAGGUAGGGGUCAUGGCUUUUAUUCUACACACUAUGUUUAUAUUCUGAUGAAGAGGUUUGUUCAAGACCGUCACUUCUUCCUCUAUUUUCGUACUGUAAUAACCCUUUAUUGUUCUGCGUGCUUAGAACAUUUCACUUGUUUCAUAACCCUUGUGCAACUUUUGUGGUUGCCUUACAGAGUUUCUUGUGUCUAGACCUUGAGAGCUACAGAAAGUACUUACUCCAUAAGUGUUGCAAUGUAUUCAUUGGCUAUGUCAUAGCUAAUGUCAUAGCUCAUUUCUAAACGAUAAAUAUUGAUACAUUGAUACUAGCUCAAACACUUCAUCUGCAAAAAUGACAAGUUAAUUCAGAACCAAAGUGUGUGUGUGUGUGUGUGUGUGUGUGUGUGUGUGGGGGGGGGGGGGGGGGGGGGGGGGUAGAGGCCUAGUCUCCCUUAUGGCUCAACACAGGAGCCUACAUAGUACAUACACCAUAGACAUACAUCAUUUACACACACACACACACACACAACUCACAUCAAACCGAAUCUCACAAAUCAUUUCAAACUAAACUAAAACGUAUCUUUCCUGUAUCGUAUCGGAGCCCAUACAUCCUGGAAAGAUGCACAUCUCUAGUUGUAAAGCAUGUGUUUGCAAUCAUGUUGCGAUUGUGACUCUGUUGAUUAACCAUUGUCUAUGUGCUAGGUCUGGAGACUUUUAGCCAGUUGGUGUAUAAGGAUGAAUAUGGAGCAGUAAGUUUGCAUUAGUGCCAUGUGAUUAUAUGUAAAUAGUUUAAAUUGUAGCAAUUUUUCAAUAAUACUUUAAUUUUGCAUUUCUUUUUUUUUCACAGAAAAGCAUCAAUAGGACAGACAUUCACGACUUCCCACGGUUUGCACAUCGAGGCCUCUUAUUGGACACCUCUCGUCACUUCCUGCCCAUCAAAGUCAUCUUAGCCAAUCUGGUGAGAGGAUGAUACAUAGAUCCUGAUUUCAGUUCACUUUGUUAUGGUUAAAUGUUUGUGUUGGCCAUAUGAUCAAAUCAUUUUCCAUUUCUGUUAAUGACAUAACAUAACGUUAUACUCAUAACAUCUUGUUCUCCCCCGAUCCAUACACAGGAAGCCAUGGCGUGGAACAAAUUCAAUGUUUUCCACUGGCACAUAGUAGAUGACCCCUCCUUCCCCUACCUGAGCCGUACCUUCCCCCAGCUGAGUCAACAGGUGAGUGUGGUGGGCGUUGUUAUUGAUAUCUUGGUCCCAUUUCAGCUGCUAUGCCUUCAGUUUUCACACACCUGAAAGGACUAGAUGAUUGAAGGUGAUAUAGCGAAAGUGAAAAGGAUAGGGUCGGAGCUUCACAAAGCCUAUUGGAGGGCUAGGUAGAGCCAUCAUAUUGCUAACACAUCUGUAAUCAUAGAUGUAGGGAUAUAUAACCAGUCUAAACUUCAUUGUGAUCAUGAAGUACAGUACAUGUCCAUAAAUUAUGCAUGUUUUAUAUAGAUGUCAAUUGUGUGUAGAUAACUUUUUCUAUUGCAUGACUGCAGGGAGCAUACCACCCAUACACACAUGUGUACACGCCUUCUGAUGUGAAGAUGAUAAUCGAGUUUGCUCGCCUCAGGGGCAUUCGGGUUGUCCCUGAGUUUGACACCCCUGGGCACACUCAGUCAUGGGGCAAAGGUGAAUGUGGGGUCAUUCAGAUUAACAUUUUCUGGCUGUAUCGAGGGGUUCAUUUCUAUGGGGUCAGGGUAGUCUUUUGUCUUUAAGACAUGCACAUUUUCAUAAUCUUUUUGUAAGAAUUUAACUGAAAAAUGCAGCUACCUGAUAUUGCAUUAGUUUUAUCUGCACCAAAUGACUCCUCUUGCCUCUCGAAUGCACCCCUCUCACUCAUGCCCUUCCAGGGCAGAAGGACCUGCUGACCCCCUGUUACUCUGGAGCCAGCCCCUCUGGUUCGUUCGGACCAGUCAACCCCAUCCUCAACACCACCUAUGACUUUAUGAGCAUGUUCUUCAAGGAAGUCAGCACAGUGUUCCCUGAUGCCUACGUCCAUCUGGGAGGAGACGAGGUCGACUUCAGCUGCUGGUGAGACAGGGACAUUUAACAUGCACUUUCCAAUGGGAGUUACAGUUAACAUAUUCAGCACCCACUGAACCACAGACUCCUCAUCCACUACAAAGUUAUAUGACCACAAUAAUUGUCAAUAGCCAACAGCCAUGUGAUACUGGCUUGUUUGACAGUCAAUGGAAAUUAAUCACAGAAACAGUACUGUAGGCUGUGUCUUGGCCAACAUCAUGGCUACCCGGACUAUUUGCACUGCCCCCCCACCCCAUCCUUUUUACGCUGCUGCUACUCUGUUAAUUAUUUAUGCAUAGUCACUUUAACUCUACCCACAUGUACAUAUUACUUCAACUAUCUCAACUAGCCGGUGCCCCCGCACAUUGACUCUGCACCGGUACCCCCCUGUAUAUAUAGCCUCCCUACUGUUAUUUUAUUUUACUUCUGCUCUUUUUUUCUCAACACUUUUUUUGUUGUUGUUUUUAUUUUUACUUUUUUUGUUAAAAAUAAAUGCACUGUUGGUUAAGGGCUGUAAGUAAGCAUUUCACUGUAAUGUCUGCACCUGUUGUAUUUGGCGCAUGUGACCAAUACAAUUUGAUUUGAUUUGAUCAAGCACAUCAAUAAAAACACUUCUACUUUCUGCCUCUGAUCCACAGGAAGUCCAACCCUGACAUCCAGAAGUUCAUGGAGCAGCAAGGCUUUGGGACGGACUACAGCAAGCUGGAAUCGUUCUACAUCCAGAGGUGUGGCUUCAUUCAGACAUGGCCUUAAAGUUAAACAAAUUACGUUGAUCAGACAUUCGGCCAACCUGAGAAACCGUAACUUAUCCAUAUAUUGUCAAAGAUUUCCACUCCUUGAUUUCCACUCUUUUUUUUCUGAAGCUUAAUUAUUCACAUUAUCAUGUGGUUAUUUUCUGUCACGUGAUAGGCUCUUGGAUAUUGUCACCACUACCAACAAGGGCUACAUGAUCUGGCAGGAGGUAUUUGACAAUGGAGUAAAGGUAACUGAACAACAGCAGUUAUCAGCACUGAAAGAGAGAAAAGCAGCCACUCUGAUGUUUCUGAAAUCAAAUUCUGAUAUUUCUAUAAUCAAAAUAUCUUCAGUUACCUUACUCACUUCUUGCCUGGUGUUUACAUAGUAGUACAUUUAGCUUCAUGGCUUGGCUUCUAUAGUUUCCCCCCUGUUAGUAUUAGCUUUUCCUUUCCAACUCUAUCUGAUAACAACCAGACCUUGGUUCACAUACUUAAAGUCUAUGUACAGUGUAUCUGUGCCUGUUUGAGCUUGCCUGGAUGAAUAGACCAAUACAAAAGUCCCAAAACGGAAAAUACCACCCAUCUGGCACUCCAGGCAGAGAGGGGAUUCAAUUAAGCUUAAUCGAAUUCCCUCAGACUCAAGCAAACGCUCAAAGUAUUUGAAUCGAUCGGCUAUUUGAAACCCAAGUCUGACCACCACAUCCACAAAUAAUACACAGACAAACAUGUUUUCUGAGUCUAACAAAUCAGUGUAAUACUUGCAGUUGAAGUCGGACACGGUAGUGCAUGUGUGGAUGGGGAACAAGGUGGAGGAGGAGCUUCAGAAGGUGACAGAGGCAGGCUUCACCACCAUCCUCUCUGCCCCCUGGUACCUAGACUACAUUAGCUACGGACAGGACUGGCAGAAGUACUACAGGGCCGAGCCGCUGGGCUUCAAGGGUCAGUUGUCUUCAUCAGAUGGUGUUUUUAUACUCCCAACGUGUAAAAAUCUAAAGGACAGUGUUCCAGGAGAGAUGGAAAUUGCUCUGAUUUUUUUGGCCUAACACUCCAAAGCUGAAAAUGCCAAAAUAGUGCUUAAAAACUGAAAGACCUCACUCAACAGGUUUGCGCUUGAAUAUUGUACAGCUGUAUCGAAAUGUCUGCUCUCUGGGCGAAAGUUGUGUUGUACAGAGAUGGUCACUGUUGGAAGGUGGGUUUGGCACUAUUUUGUUGUGGCAUUAGCUCUUGGUGGUUUUGAGAGCAGCCUAUUCAGUUGAAAAAGUGUCUUGUUUACAUCUAUUACAAAUGUUUCUCCAUCCUGGUCCUGGGGACCCAAAGGGGUACUUUUGUUUUUGCCUUAGCACUACACACCUGAUUUAUAUCAUCAAAGCUUGAUGAUGAGUUGAUCAUUUGAAUCAGCUGUUUAUUUCUAGGAAAAAUCUAAAAUACCCCUUUGGGUCCCCAGGACCAUUAUUGAGAAACACUGUAUUACAACAUUGACAGGUGGCCCGAAAUAUAAAUUUUCAUAGCUUGUUGCAAUGCAUUACUUUCCAGAUACUAUCCCUGACAAUUCCUACAUUGUCAGUUAUUUUCCUUUCUAUACAUGUUCACUUGGCAUUCAUAAUGCAUUGUUUCCCAGCUGCACAAUGCUUCUCUUAUAUCAGGGUUACAUUCAAGAUCAGCAACACUGUAACAUGUUAAACAUUGUGAGCAAGAAGUGGACAUACAGUGCAUUCGGAAAGUAUUUAGACACCUUCCUUUUUUCCACAUUUUGUUACGUUACAGCCUUAUACUAAAAUGGAUUUCAAUUAUUAUUUUUAUUUUUUUACAAUUCUCAUCAAUCUACACACAAUACCCCAUACUGACAAAUGUAUUAAAAAUAAAAAACUGAAAUACCUUAUUUACAUAAGUAUUCAGACCCUUUGCUAUGAGACUCAGAAUUGGGCUCCGGCGCUUCCUGUUUCCAUUGAUCAUCCUUGAGAUGUUUCUACAACUUGAUUGGAGUCCACCUGUGGCAAAUUCAAUUGAUUGGACAUGAUUUGGAAAGGCACACACCUGUCUAAAUAAGGUCCCACAGUUGACAGUGCAUGUCAGAGCAAAAACCAAGCCAUAAGGUCGAAUGAAUUGUCCAUAGAGCUCUGAGACAGGAUUGUGUCGAGACACAGAUCUGAGAAAGGGUACCAAAAAAUGUCUGCAGCAUUGAAGUUCCCCAAGAACACAGUGGCCUCCAUCAUUCUUAAAUGGAAGAAGUUUGGAACCACCAAGACCCUUCCUAGAGCUGGCCGCCGGGCCAAACUGAGCAAUCGGGGGAGAAGGGCCUUGGUCAGGGAGGUGACCAAGAACCCGAUGGCCAUUCUGACAGAGCUCCAGAGUUCCUCUGCGGAGAUGGGAGAACAUUCCAGAAGGACAACCAUCUCUGCAGCUCUCCACCAAUCAGGCCUUCAUGGUAGAGUGGCCAGACGGAAGCCACUCCUAAGUAAAGGGCACAUGAAAGGCCGCUUGGAGUUUGCCAAAAGGCACCUAAAGGACUCUCAGACCAUGAGAAAAAAUAUUCUCUGGUCUGAUGAAACCAAGAUUGAACUCUUUGGCCUGAAUGCCAAGCGUCACGUAUGGAGGAAACCUGGCACCAUCCCUACGGUGAAGCAUGGUGGUGGCAGCAUCAUGCUGUGGGGAUGUUUUUCAGCGGCAGGGAAUGGGAGACUAGUCAGGAUUGAGGGAAAGAUGAACGGAGCAAAGUACAGAGAGGUCCUUGAUGAAAACCUGCACCAGAGCGCUCAGGACCUCAGACUGGGCCGAAGGUUCACCAUCCAACAGGACAACGAUCCUAAGCACACAGCCAAGACAACGCAGAAGUGGCUUCGGGACAAGUCUCAAUGUCUGAGUGGCCCAGCCAAAGGCCGGACUUGAACCCGAUCUAACAUCUCUGGAGAGACCUGAAAAUAGCUGUGCAGCAAUUCUCCCCAUCUAACCUGACAGAGUUUGAGAGGAUCUGCACAGAAUAAUGGGAGAAACUCCCCAAAUACAGGUGUGCCAAGCUUGUAGCGUUAUACUCAAGAAGACUCGAGGCUGUAAUCACUGCCAAAGGUGCUUCAACAAAGUACUGAGUAAAGGGUCUGAAUACUUAUGUAAAUGUCAUAUUUCCAUUUUUUAUUUUUAAUACAUUCCCAAAAAUGUAUAAACCUGUUUUUGCUUUGUCAUUAUGGGGAUAUUGUAACUUAACAAAAAUUUGGAAAUAGUCAAGGGGUCUGAAUACUUUCCGAAUGCACUGUAAAACCUUACAAAUGCAGGCAACUUUGGAACUUUGCUCCAUCUGUAUUGUGAUGUCUACCACGAAGAGAUACAAACACCAAUGCACUGAUGAAAACCACUCCACCGGAAGCAUCUUGCAAGAGGAAAGCUCCUUCAAUUGGUCCCUGCUCUGUGGUUUUGCAUCUUGAAUGUACCCUGAUGCAAGCUUAUCCAUGGAGAGCUCUGCUGUGGCAUUUGUUUUAAAUGUCUUUCUCCCCCAAAAAUACUACUCUACACUAAUUAGUGCUAAUAAUACUCCUAAAUACUAAGGCUAUUUCUCAACCACAUGUUGCAUGUGUAUCUAUGUGUGUCUACUGUACACUACCGGUCAAAGGUUUUAGAACACCUACUCAUUCAAGGGUUUUUCUUUUAUUUUUACUAUUUUCUACAUUGUAGAAUAAUAGUGAAGACAUCAAAACUAUGAAAUAACGCAUGUGAAAUCAUGUAGUAACCAAAAAAAAAAAAGGUAUGAAACAAAUCAAAAUAUAUUUUAUAUUUGAGAUUCUUCAAAUAGCCACCUUUCCUUGAUGACAGCUUUGCAUAUUCUUGGCAUUCUCUCAACUAGCUUCACCUGGAAUGCUUUUCCAACAGUCUUGAAGGAGUUACCACGUAUACGUAUGCUGAGCACUUGUUGGCUGCUUUUCCUUCACUCUGCGGUCCGACUCAUCCCAAACCAUCUAAAUUUGGUUGAGGUCGGGGGAUUGUGGAGGCCAGGUCAUCUGAUGCAGCACUCCAUCACUCUCCUUCUUGGUCAUAUAGCCCUUACACAGCCUGGAGGUGUGUUGGGUCAUUGUCCUGUUGAAAAACAAAUGAUAGUCCCACUAAGCCCAAACCAGAUGGGAUGGCAUAUCGCUGCAGAAUGCUGUGGGAGCCAUGCUGGUUAAGUGUGCCUUGAAUUCUAAAUAAAUCACAGACAGUGUCACCAGCAAAGCACCCCCACACCAUAACACCUCCUCCUCCAUGCUUUACGGUGGGAAAUAUACAUGCGGAGAUCAUCCGUUCACCCACACCGCGUCUCACAAAGACAAGGCGGUUGGAACCAAAAAUCUCUAAUUUGGACUCCAGACCAAAGGACACAUUUCCACCGGUCUAAUGUCCAUUGCUCGUGUUUCUUGUUCCAAGCAAGUCUCUUCUUAUUAUUGGUGUCCUUUUAGUAGUGGUUUCUUUGCAGCAAUUCGACCAUGAAGGCCUGAUUCACACAGUCUCCUUUGAACAGUUGAUGUUGAGAUGUGUCUGUUACCUGAACUCUGUGAAGCAUUUAUUUGGGCUGCAAUUUCUGAGGCUGGUAACUCUAAUGAACUUAUCCUCUGCAGCAGAGGUUCCUCUGGGUCUUCCAUUCCUGUGGUGGUCCUCAUGAUAGCCAGGUUCAUCAUAGCGCUUGAUGGUUUUUGUGAUUGCACUUGAAGAAACCUUCAAAGUUCUUGAUGUUCCGUAUUUACUGACCUUCAUGUCUCAAAGUAAUGAUGGACUGUCAUUUCUCUCUGCUUAUUUAUAUGCCAUAAUAUGGACUUGGUCUUUUACCAAAUAGGGCUAUCUUCUGUAUACCCCCCUACCUUGUCACAACACAACUGAUUGGCUCAAACGCAUUAAGAAGGAAAUAAACUUUGUUUAGCACUUUUUUGGUUACUACAUGAUUCCAUAUGUGUUAUUUCAUAGUUUUGAUGUCUUCACUAUUAUUCUACAAUGUAGAAAAUAGUAAAAAUAAAGAAAAACCCUUGAAUGAGUAGGUGUCCUAAAACUUUUGACCGGUAGUGUAUGUAGCUGAAGGCAGACUCACUAAUCCAUGUGUGGAAAGGCAACCAGCAGCAGUACCAGGCUGAGAUGACGAGGGUCACAGCAUCAGGCUACCAGACCCUGCUCUCCACACCCUGGUACCACAACCGCAUCUCCUAAUGCCAGGACUGGCAGGCCGCUUACAAGGCCGACCCACAGAACUUCAAUGGUGUGUCCCCUAUAUGGCUGCAUUUACACAGGCAGAUCAAUUCUGAAAAUGUUGUCCAAUAAUUGGUCUUGUGACCAAUAACAUCAGAUCUUUUUCAGAGAUGAUGUGAUUGGUCAAAUGACCAAUUUGGAAAAAAAGAUCAGAAUUGGUCUGCCUGUGUAAACGCAGCCUAUCUAAAUGCUUUGGAGAGAGGCUUUAUUUCUGGGAAAGUACUAUUCCUCGGCUCUUUUCUUUGCUGUGUUGGUAUGACUCGUGCAUCCUCAAUGUCCAACUUAUUUGGUUCUUGUUGAUUUUAAGGUUUGAGGAGUUUUUAGUUGGUCAUUUUACACACUGGCCCAACACUCAUCACAAUAUCCAGUGGUGUAAAGUACUUAAGUAAAAAUACUUUAAAGUACUACUUAAGUCAUUUUUUGAAUCUGUACAUUACUUUACUAUUUAUAUUUUGGACUACUUUUACUUUUACUACACUACAUUCCUAAAGAAAAUAAUGUACUUUUUACUCCAUACAUUUUCCCUGAUACCUAAAAAUACUUGUUACAUUUUGAAUGCUUAGCAGGACAGGAAAAUUGUCCAAUUCACGCACUUAUCAAGAGAACAUCCCUGGUCAUCCCUACUACCUGAUCUGGCGGACUCACUAAACACAAAUGCUUCUUUUGUAAAUGAUGUCUGAGUGUUGGAGUGUGCCCCUGGCUAUCUGUAAAUGGAAAAAAAAUAAUAAUAAUUGUGCUGCCUGGUUUGCUUAAUAUAAGGAAUUUGAAAUGAUUUGAUACUUUAACUUUUGAUACUUAAGUAUAUUUAAAACUAAAUACUUUGACUUUUACUCAAGCAGUAUUUUACUGGGUGACUUUCACUUUUACUUGAGUCAUUUUCUAUUAACGUAUCUUUACUUUUACUCAAGUACGACAAUUGGGUACUUUUUCCACCACUGACAAUACUUCACUCUAUAUUAACAGUAGGGCAGCAAAGACCAAUACAGUGAUUGACUUGCUUUUAUGGUUUGUGAUUAAGAAAUACUUUGCCUGGCCCCUGGCCCUCCUGUUCUAGAGUGAUAAUGGAUUCAUGUGACGCAGUUCUGAGGUCACCCACCUGCUCUGAGUCUGAAUAGGGAAAACGCCCUCCAUGCCAAAAGCCAUCUGCUUUUUUUCUUAUGAGCCAAUGGUCACACGGUUUGGAUUUCUGUGCAACUAAGUGCAAGCCUGUUGACUGAAGUAGCAGAAAAAAUAUACCUCCAAAAACUCUGUUCCCAUGGUAAGAUUAAAUACAGAAAUGGGCAUACAGUGGGGAAAAAAAGUAUUUAGUCAGCCACCAAUUGUGCAAGUUCUCCCACUUAAAAAGAUGAGAGAGGCCUGUAAUUUUCAUCAUAGGUACACGUCAACUAUGACAGACAAAUUGAGAAAAAAUAAUCCAGAAAAUCACAUUGUAGGAUUUUUAAUGAAUUUAUUUGCAAAUUAUGGUGGAAAAUAAGUAUUUGGUCACCUACAAACAAGCAAGAUUUCUGGCUCUCACAGACCUGUAAAUUCUUCUUUAAGAGGCUCCUCUGUCCUCCACUCGUUACCUGUAUUAAUGGCACCUGUUUGAACUUGUUAUCAGUAUAAAAGACACCUGUCCACAACCUCAAACAGUCACACUCCAAACUCCACUAUGGCCAAGACCAAAGAGCUGUCAAAGGACACCAGAAACAAAAUUGUAGACCUGCACCAGGCUGGGAAGACUGAAUCUGCAAUAGGUAAGCAGCUUGGUUUGAAGAAAUCAACUGUGGGAGCAAUUAUUAGGAAAUGGAAGACAUACAAGACCACUGAUAAUCUCCCUCGAUCUGGGGCUCCACGCAAGAUCUCACCCUGUGGGGUCAAAAUGAUCACAAGAACGGUGAGCAAAAAUCCCAGAACCACACAGGGGGACUUAGUGAAUGACCUACAGAGAGCUGAGACCAAAGUAACAAAGCCUACCAUCAGUAACACACUACGCCGCCAGGGACUCAAAUCCUGCAGUGCCAGACGUGUCCCCCUGCUUAAGCCAGUACAUGUCCAGGCCCGUCUGAAGUUUGCUAGAGUGCAUUUGGAUGAUCCAGAAGAGGAUUGGGAGAAUGUCAUAUGGUCAGAUGAAACCAAAAUAUAACUUUUUGGUAAAAACUCAACUCGUCGUGUUUGGAGGACAAAGAAUGCUGAGUUGCAUCCAAAGAACACCAUACCUACUGUGAAGCAUUGGGGUGGAAACAUCAUGCUUUGGGGCUGUUUUUCUGCAAAGGGACCAGGACGACUGAUCCGUGUAAAGGAAAGAAUGAAUGGGGCCAUGUAUCGUGAGAUUUUGAGUGAAAACCUCCUUCCAUCAGCAAGGGCAUUGAAGAUGAAACGUGGCUGGGUCUUUCAGCAUGGCAAUGAUCCCAAACACACCGCCCGGGCAACGAAGGAGUGGCUUCGUAAGAAGCAUUUCAAGGUCCUGGAGUGGCCUAGCCAGUCUCCAGAUCUCAACCCCAUAGAAAAUCUUUGGAGGGAGUUGAAAGUCUGUGUUGCCCAGCGACAGCUCCAAAACAUCACUGCUCUAGAGGAGAUCUGCAUGGAGGAAUGGGCCAAAAUACCAGCAACAGUGUGUGAAAACCUUGUGAAGACUUACAGAAAACGUUUGACCUGUGUCAUUGCCAACAAAGGGUGUAUAUAACAAAGUAUUGAGAAACUUUUGUUAUUGACCAAAUACUUAUUUUCCACCAUAAUUUGCAAAUAAAUUCAUUAAAAAUCCUACAAUGUGAAUGUGAUUUUUUUUUCUCAUUUUGUCUGUCAUAGUUGACGUGUACCUAUGAUGAGAAUUACAGGCCUCUCUCAUCUUCUUAAGUGGGAGAACUUGCACAAUUGGUGGCUGACUAAAUACUUUUUUCUCCCACUGUAUAUAAACAUCAUAUGUAAACAUUUAUGUGAAUGUGAUUACCCCCUGACCCCUAAUUGACCUUUGACCUUGUGAACCCAGGCACGGAUACCCAGAAAAAGCUGGUGAUUGGGGGAGAGGCAUGUCUGUGGGGAGAAUAUGUGGAUGCUACCAACCUGACACCUAGACUCUGGUACACCACACAACACCCCAUAAAUAUUAUCAAUAAUAAUCAUAAAACAUCCUUUCUCUCAUCUUUCUCACACAUGUUCAGCAAUGUUAUAGCCUAUACAUUCAUUACUAAGAAGUCUGUUGGUCCCAUAACGUGUUUCUCUCCUAUCCUCAGGCCCCGUGCCAGUGCUGUGGGGGAGCGGUUGUGGAGUGACAGGGAUGUGAGGAACUUAAACGAUGCCUACAGUCGUCUGGCCAAGCACCGCUGUCGCAUGGUCCAGUAUGUCGAGACAUAAAGAUGCAUACUUCUGUUAAUUGCUGUUCUAUUUAAUUCUAUGGUGGCCCCCUGUUAUAGACAGGUGUGUAAAAGAUUAUGAUCAACUCUUGACUGUGGUAUACAAUGUGGCAACUCUCUCUUCCUGUCCUCUCUCUUGACUUGUAACUCUCUCUUCCUGUCCUCUCCUCCCCAGGCGUGGUAUCCCAGCUGAGCCUCUUUUUACAGGUUACUGUGCACAUGAGUACAAAGGG
Molecule: messenger RNA, 13966 nt
Organism: Coregonus sp. 'balchen'
Lineage: Eukaryota; Metazoa; Chordata; Actinopteri; Salmoniformes; Salmonidae
Source: the annotation of a GenBank genome assembly